AUGGGGCGAAGCAGCAUGAUCUGGUAUGUGCCCGACACCGGUGAGAUCUGCGAUUUCCCCGACUGUGGCGGCGGUCGCGCUCCCCCCAAGCUCAACCAGCCCGGGUGCGCGGCCUACACCGGCACCGAGACCCUGACCCCGAGCUACCUCCCCGGCUGGGGUCCCAACGGCAAGGUUGCGCCGUCCACGUCCGCCGUCUCGGCCUCGGCCACGGAUGCCGAUUCCUCGACCACCGCUACCGAAGCCGCUCCUUCCGUUACUCAGACCGGUAGUACUUUGAUUACCGCUGCCCCUACCCUGUCCACUGGGGGUUCGUCUUCUGCCGCUGGUUCUUCUUCUCUUGCGGGUGGCUCGUCGGGCCCUGCCUCUUCUGCCGCUGGUUCUUCUUCUCGUGCAGGUGGUUCGUCGCGCUCUGCCUCUUCUGGUGCGGGUGGCUCUUCGAGUACGGCAUCGUCGGUUGCUGUUAAGCCGACUGAUAAUGCGGCUAGCGUGCCGGGUUUGAAUGCGGGUGUUCUGGCUGUUGCGGGAGCUUUGGCGGGUAUCAUAGCCUUGUAA
Molecule: messenger RNA, 555 nt
Organism: Aspergillus bombycis
Lineage: Eukaryota; Fungi; Ascomycota; Eurotiomycetes; Eurotiales; Aspergillaceae
Exons: 1
Coding region: 1-555 (184 amino acids)
Source: RefSeq, a predicted model, not a curated record